Messenger RNA from Rhipicephalus microplus (southern cattle tick), 978 nucleotides. RefSeq lists its product as uncharacterized. The record is from RefSeq and is a predicted model, not a curated record. NCBI's taxonomy places the organism in Eukaryota, Metazoa, Arthropoda, Arachnida, Ixodida, Ixodidae.
AUGAAGUCCACAAGUCUGACUGCAGUGGUCCUCAGCCUGCUAAGCCAACAAGUCUUCGCAAACUGGUAUGGAAAAAGUUACUAUGGUGGCUUCGGAGGUGGAUACGGCAGCGGCUAUGGAAGCGGAAGUGGACUCAGUGGCUUCGGGAGUGGCUUCGGUGGCGGAUACAGCAGCGGAUUAGGCAGUGGGUUUGGAAGUGGAAGCUGGCUGAGCGGUGUCGGAGGCGGCCUCGGAGGUAUAUACGGUAUCGGAAAUGGACUGAGUGGAUUCGGUGGAAACGGUGGCUUGUGGGGAUACGGCUAUGGCAGCCCGAGGGCCGUUCUUUACCCCAUUGUUUUGCCAAGCGGAAGCUUCUGGGGACCUAACGGUGGAUGGUACGGAAACAGCCCUGCCGGGUACUGGGGGCCUUCGAGUUCUCCAUACAGCGUAUGGUUUUCCGGACCAUCUAGUGUUAGUCAACCUGGCGCUGGAAUGUGGGGUCCCCGCAUGAUAGGUUCACCUUCCACCUGGUACACGUGGGGCAAUCUUGGUGGUCAAAGUCCUUGGGGUGGGCUCUACAGAAUGCCGGUGCUUGGAGGAACCGGAGACCUCGGCGGAGUCGGACCAAGCUUGUACGAUGGCAGUUACGACGACAGCGCUUCUGUGGGUAGCAUCAGUCCAUCUAGCUGGAGUAGCCAAAAUGGCGGUUCUGGAUUUCCGGGAAGCUUCAGCAUCUUCAGCAGCCUCAGUGGUAGCAGGGCCCCGCAAAGCGGAUUUGGCGGCAGUUUCAGUUUCCUUGGUGACGACACCGACAGCUAUAACAGUCUGAGCAGCGGAAGUGGCAGUUACGGCAGUGUGGGCAGUCUGCCUAGUUUUGUUCAACUGGGAGGACUAAGUGGAUAUGGCAGCAUGGGCUACUAUAGCAGUCCCUACAUGAGAAUGUUGUGCCGUGUCACGGGUCUCUCGCCAAGUAGACUGCAGCGCCUUUACAGGAAAUAG